AGCCAGCCAACAACCGCUACUUUCCAGGCAUUUUCUCCUGACACGUUUACAGUUAUUCUAGAUUUUGUGUAUUCAGGCAAACUGUCUCUCACUGGUCAGAAUGUGAUCGAAGUCAUGUCGGCCGCUAGCUAUCUGCAGAUGACCGAUGUUAUCAGUGUGUGUAAAACGUUCAUUAAGUCGUCGCUGGACAUCAGUGAGAAGGAGAAGGAUCGCUACUUCAGCCUCUCGGACAAAGAUGCAAACUCGAACGGCGUGGAGCGAUCCUGCUUGUACAGCGCAGGCUGGAGGGCGGAGAGCAGCCCCCCGCAUUCGCACUUGAGUCCGGACCAAGGGACAUGUAUGAUGGGUGGAAACACUUGGAGCAAUUUCAGCUACUAUCCGACUUCUCAAAGAAAUGCCCAGCAGCAGCUGUCCAAACAUGAGCAGCGGCAGGAUUCCAUGAAGAAAUCCCGGCACCUGGGACUGCAGCAGCCUUCUGACAUUCCUCACUAUAAAUCAAGCAAACUGGAGGACAGGGCUGCUGAGCCCGCUGGCCAUAUUACUCAGUCUGAGGAGCAAGUUCAGAUCGAAGCAGAAGUUGAAUCCCCUCACGUGGGAUACCAGUAUGGCCAAGGGUCUGACGUGAUGCCGAGGAGCUUGGCUGUGUCACAGCAGGAGCACGAAUCGCCCCGUUCUUCCAGUAAAUCGAAGUCCUCGAAAGUGGAUGAGCAGUACGCGAGCAUGCCCUCCAUCCUGAGUGUCAUGGGCAGCUGGGCUGAAGAUGAUCUGCCCAGGAUGAGGUUCAAGUGCCCAUUCUGCACUCAUGUGGUGAAAAGAAAAGCAGACCUGAAGCGUCACCUUCGCUGUCACACAGGAGAGCGCCCUUACCCCUGCGAGGCAUGUGGGAAAAGAUUCAGCAGGCUGGAUCACCUAAGUAGCCAUUUCCGAACAAUUCAUCAGGCUUGUAAGCCUAUCUGCAGAAAGUGUAAACGCCACGUGACGGAGCUGACAGGACAAGUGGUCCAAGAGGGGACAAGGCGUUACAGACUCUGUAAUGAGUGUUUGGCUGAAGCUGGCAUAGACAGUAUUCGCAUUGACUUGGAGGCUGAAGCACCCCUUGAAUUCCCACAGGAUGGGGAUAAGGAUUCCAGGUGGCACUAUGGGGAAGACAACAGAUCUGAUGUGGAGAUUGUGGAGGACGGGUCGAACGACUUGGUCAUUCAGCAAGUAGAUGACAGUGAGGAUGAAGCAGAUGAAAAGGAAGUAAAACCAAAUAUUAGGUAGUUGCAAGACAAGAAUUAGGAUUCCAUGUAAGAGGGAGAAUGUACUGUCUUGCCCAUAAGCCCUCCACCAGCCUGUUGCUAAUCAUACAGGGACGUUCUGGUUUCUCUUGAACAGGUCCAGACUUGCAUGUAUUUAUGGACAUGCCGUUAAGUCCAUCCUUAGUUUUGUCACCAGAAUACCCAUACUUCGCUUCAUUAGAAAGAAUCC
This is a messenger RNA of Tauraco erythrolophus (red-crested turaco), 1470 nucleotides long. RefSeq names its product zinc finger and BTB domain-containing protein 8A. The record is from RefSeq and is a predicted model, not a curated record. Gene Ontology annotation, molecular function: DNA-binding transcription factor activity, RNA polymerase II-specific; RNA polymerase II cis-regulatory region sequence-specific DNA binding; protein binding. NCBI's taxonomy places the organism in Eukaryota, Metazoa, Chordata, Aves, Musophagiformes, Musophagidae. Gene Ontology annotation, biological process: regulation of transcription by RNA polymerase II.